CGUUGUCAGUAUUGUCAAAAAAUUAUAACCUACUUAAAAUAAAAAAAAAGAUCGAUCUCUAGAAAUGAAAGUUAAAUAUAAUUAAAAUUUUCUUUCAACUUCAUGGAAAAUGAUUGAGGAUGAGGAUAUCAGGGCAUCGCUAGAACUCAAAAAGCUUGAAAAUAAUCCCGAAAUAGAGAUUCUACCAGUGAAUUUGAAUGCAGCAAAUGAAACUUAUGGAAAAUUGAGUUAUGAUAUUCCAUAUCCUGGAGUCGAAAUCGAUAAAAUUUACAAUAAAACAUCAGGAUGUUCAAACUUACAAUUGAAAAAAGAAAAUGUUGAAAGGGAAAAUGGAGAUUUUCGAGGGAAUCUUAAGACAGAAUUUGAAAGUUUUCGACGUUUAGAUAAUACACACGAAUCUCAGGUCUCUUUCACAGGAAAAACCAAAAAUAUAAAAUAUGAAAACAAUUUGGAUCAAGACUCAGAUUUGGGUGAUUCUGAAUUGAAAGAAUUUCACUGCCAAUUUUGUGAUCAGUCUUUUGCUCGGAAAUAUUUAUUGAAAAAACAUCUGGAAGGGGUCCACUUGAAGGUGAAACCAUACAAAUGCGAUCAGUGUGAUUUCAGAGCCUUACAUAAUUGUAAUUUACAACACCACAUAAGUGCAGUACACCUAAAAAUAAAACAUAAAUGUCUAUUAUGUGAUUAUACUACUACAUGGAAGUCUCAAUUACAAACUCACCUGCAUUUUGUUCAUUCAAAGACAAAAACAUAUCCAUGCUACUUGUGUGAUCAUAUUUUUCCAAGGAAGUACGCACUGCAGCAUCAUGUUAAGACUGUUCACUCAAAAAUAAGAGAUCACACUUGUCAUUUGUGUGAUUAUGGUGCUGCUGAUAGAUGCACCCUAGAUAAUCACAUACGAGCAGUACAUCUCAAGAUAAAACAAAAAUGUGAAUAUUGUGACUACAGUAGUGGAUGGCCAUCUCAACUAAGAAAUCAUAUUAAUACUGCUCAUUCUAACUUAGCAAGUAAGUGUACAUUCUGUGACCGUGAGUUCACUAGGGCAUAUGCAAUGAAACAGCACAUAAGGGCAGUACAUUCUAAAAUCAAAAAUCAUUCCUGCCAUCUUUGUGAAUACACUACUGCUCAAAGCUCUAAUUUGAAAUCUCACAUUGAAGCAGUGCAUUUGAAACAUAAACCAUUUGAAUGUGAACAUUGUGGGCAUACUUUUAAUCAAAGAAGUUCACUGAAGAAGCAUGUAGAUUGUGUACAUGUAAGAGAUAAAAAGUUUAAAUGUGAAUUUUGUGAUUAUAAAACAUCAGCAAAUGGUUAUCUUAAAUCUCAUAUUGAUGCAGUACAUAAAAAUGUGAGGAAGUAUAAAUGUGAUAUAUGUGGAAAAGGCUUCUCCCAAACUGCUCAUAGAAAAUUACAUGUACAGAGAUUCCAUCCUGAAUAUGAUGAUGAUGAUGAAGAUGAAGAACCUGAAAAUGAAGUUGAAAUUAAAAUAGAGGAACCAGAUAUAGUACCUGAAAAUUCUUUAAAUGAACUAAAUUAAUAUUUAUGUGCAAUUUACAAUCGAAAUGGGAUUCUAGUGAAUAGUAUAGGAUAUUUGUUUUUGAAAAGGGGUAUAGUACUACUCCUUUAAGGGUAUAAUGCCUAUCCUAAUCAAUAGAGAUUAUUAUGAUUUGAGAAGAAAAAAAUAAAAACAAAAAUAAAUCUUUAUUAGAAACUUGACAUGUUGGUUUGAGUGAUGAUAGAUUUGAAAAUAUUUUCAUCACAUACAGAUGACUGAAGAAUGUCAAAUAAUUUUUUGUUUACUUCACUUAAAAAAAUGGGUAUUUUAAGAGAGAAAAUUCAAAGACCAUUUCCCAAUUGUGACUUGAAUGAACCCCCAAUACACUUUAUAGCCCUCUCUACAAGGAAUAUUAAUUACAUAUAACUUAAACACACCUGUCAAGUUUACGACAAGCCAAUCAGUAUACAGUAGAACCCCUUUCAUCUGGCCUUUAGCGAAAAAAUGAUUAUCAGAUAAUUAAAAACACAGAAAAUCAAAA
Harmonia axyridis is the source of this 2030-nucleotide messenger RNA. RefSeq names its product zinc finger X-chromosomal protein-like. NCBI's taxonomy places the organism in Eukaryota, Metazoa, Arthropoda, Insecta, Coleoptera, Coccinellidae. Gene Ontology annotation, biological process: regulation of transcription by RNA polymerase II. Gene Ontology annotation, cellular component: nucleus. The coding region runs from base 110 to 1531 and encodes 473 amino acids. The transcript is spliced from 4 exons. Gene Ontology annotation, molecular function: DNA-binding transcription factor activity, RNA polymerase II-specific; RNA polymerase II transcription regulatory region sequence-specific DNA binding. The record is from RefSeq and is a predicted model, not a curated record.